Molecule: messenger RNA, 2491 nt
Organism: Sebastes umbrosus (honeycomb rockfish)
Lineage: Eukaryota; Metazoa; Chordata; Actinopteri; Perciformes; Sebastidae
Product: cell wall protein DAN4
Exons: 7
Coding region: 181-1422 (413 amino acids)
Biological process (GO): regulation of glutamate receptor signaling pathway
Source: RefSeq, a predicted model, not a curated record
GCACAGGUGUCACAUCUUUACCUGGCAUCCCGCUAAGGACAUCGGAGGUGCAAGCAGUCUAUCUGUCAGCCACACCUGAAACUAAAUUUACACAAGAUCUUCAUUUCAAGGAACUGCGCAUCUUUUUGCUUCUUAUCCCAAUUUCACCCAUCACUGGAACUGGAGACAAGAGCUACAGGCAUGGACAACAGACUGGUCCUCACUGUCCUCUUUGUGAUGCUGUCUUGGAUUUCUGUGGGCACCUACGCCCAAAACGCUACAGCAGCACCAAACGUGACAACAGUAGCAGGAAACAUGACAACAGCAGCAGGAAACAUGACAACAGCAGCAGGAAACAUGACAACAGCAGCAGGAAACAUGACAACAGCAGCACCAACCAUGACAACAGCAGCACCAACCAUGACAACAGCAGCAGGAAACAUGACAACAGCAGCAGGAAACAUGACAACAGCAGCAGGAAACAUGACAACAGCAGCACCAACCAUGACAACAGCAGCAGGAAACAUGACAACAGCAGCAGGAAACAUGACAACAGCAGCACCAACCAUGACAACAGCAGCACCAAACAUGACAACAGCAGCAUCAAACAUGACAACAGCAGCACCAACCAUGACAACAGCAGCAUCAAACAUGACAACAGCAGCACCAAACAUGACAACAGCAGCACCAAACAUGACAACAGCAGCACCAAACAUGACAACAGCCACAACAGUACCAACAACCACACCGGCCACAACAGCAGCAACAACCACACCGGCCACAACAGUAGCAACAAUAACCACACUGGCUCCUCCACUGAUACCUAACACCACAGUGGACAAUCUUGUGGAAUUCAUUACUAGGGCAGGGUGUGGGAACACCAAGUUAUGUUUGGAUCAGCCCUUGGGGUGCACACCCGGCGCAGCAGCAGGAUGUAGCUUUUGUUCUCUAAGACAGACGAGCGGUCAAAACUUUGUAGUUGAGCUCUCAGGAGAGUCAGGCUACAUUGCUCUCUCCGUGUCAUUCGGCGCCACACAGGGAGGAAAUGCCCAAACCUACGUCUGCGCAAACGGCAACGGUGUUGUUAGAUUCUUUAGCACUUUCCUCAACAACGGCGUGCUGACUGAGACAGUGCUGAACGUGAACUCUGUGAGGGGCAGAGUCAAUGGAAGAAAUAUCCAGUGUAUAUUUGCCGUCACUCUACCAGACAGCAGUAACAGAGCAGCAAGUCUCUCUGCGGCAGUCGUCAGCGGAACUUUCAACAGCACUACAGGUGCUUUAGGACGAGCCGUGUCCCAAAUACAGACCGGCGUUAUAGACCUGGCGAAUCCUAGCAGCAACUUCACGAACCUGGUGACCCCUAGCCACGGUAUUACACUCCAGCAAUCUCUGACGCAAGCUCUGCUGAUCGCUGUGGGUGUGCUAAGUCUGACCAGGCUAUGAGGAAACCCCCAUGAGUCAAGACAAAAAAAAAAAAACUUCCCUAGUGUGCUACUGAAUAUAAACAUCUCACAGGAGGUUUACUAUCCACAGUGCAUCUCAGAUUAUUAAGAUCAUUAUUAAAUCAAUUUACAGCAGGUGAAAGUAGGAGUGGUGGAGGGUGGUCACUCUUCUGCAGCCUUCUGACUGCUUUCACAUCUGCGAAGGCUCUGAAACAAAGAAGUGAAUUAAUUUUAAGAGUCCAUUUUUGUUUAGUUUUGUAACCACAGGACUGCUGGAUUUCUGUCCUGCAAGUUACUUAAUUGCAGGCAAACACUCUCUUCCCAAGGUGAAAAUCAAUCUUUAAAUGGUUAGAAUGGGGUAAAAAUGAGAAGCACUAUUACAAUUAAUCAAACAUCAAAUCAUAAUCAAUUGAACCACUACCUGGCUUUCACCAGUAGAUGGCAUGCUUUACACAAAUUUGGGGUUUGGGGUCUGGUUACUUUUUAAGCCUACAUUGCUAUAGUGUGGCAAAAAGCUCAUGACUCGUGACACAGCAACGUCUAGAGCCAUCAAAUUAUGAAACUGUGAUGCCAGGAAAACAUCUGUUGGUAAAUUUCAACAGUGCAUAAGUGUCAAAACGUUGUCAAAAAGCUAAUGACGAACUGUUUGUUAACCAUGAUAUUAUUUUGUUUACCCUCAGAAUAGGCAGAUGUGCGCUUAUGAAGAACCAUAAUUAUUUUUGCUUUGUGUUUUUUCUUUUCAGCAAAAUGCAGAAAUGUGUGUUUGCACUGUUAUUAUUAUCAUUAUUAUUAUUAUUAUUAUUAUAAUGCUACUCUCUUUUGCGUGAAUGUACAUAUUGUUGUUGAUUCAACAACAAUUUUAAAAUGAAGCCUUCAUUGGCUGAUAUAUGUGUGUGUGUGUGUGUGUGUGUGUGUAUGUUAGAGUGUAUGUGCAAGUACACAUGCAAACAAGCAUUGGCUCAGAAUGCUAUAUAUGAUACCAAAUAUUGGUGAAACAGAUUUUGCACAUUGCAUUAUGUAACUUGAGUGACUAUUAUAUAUUUUUGAAAUAAAUAUUUUAUGAAAACUGA